This is a messenger RNA of Panicum virgatum (switchgrass), 1902 nucleotides long. RefSeq names its product UDP-glycosyltransferase 88A1-like. Bases 248 to 1693 code for a protein of 481 amino acids. The record is from RefSeq and is a predicted model, not a curated record. Gene Ontology annotation, molecular function: UDP-glycosyltransferase activity. NCBI's taxonomy places the organism in Eukaryota, Viridiplantae, Streptophyta, Magnoliopsida, Poales, Poaceae. The transcript has a single exon.
AAAAAUAUAGCACCGUAAGUCGUUGCCAGGCAGCCCAUCCGUUUGACGGGCAAUAUAAUAAAUAUAAAGAAUAAGUCAACAACUGCUUCUCCAUUCUCCAACCUCCAGCAAGGCAGUUCGCCAUUAUAGAAGUAGGCAAGCAGCACGGCGCAGCCAGAGCCAGCCAUAUGCCCUGACGCCCAGACACUCCGUCUUCUUAGAAUCUUAGUUCUUAAUAAUACCUCCUAGCUCACUAUCCACCGCUCCAAUGGACAACGGAUCCGUGAAGCAGAUCGUUGUUCUGUACCCCGUCGGCGGCGUCGGGCACGUCGGGCCCAUGACCCAGCUCGCCAAGAUCUUCCUCGACCACGGCUUCGACGUCACCAUGGUGCUCAUCGAGCCGCCGAUCAAGUCGACCGACUCCGGCGCCGACUUCAUCGAGCGCGUCGCCGCCUCCAACCCGUCCAUCACCUUCCACGUCCUGCCGCCGAUUCCAACCCCUGACCUGGUGGCCACCUCCCCCAAGCACCCUUUCCUCCUCAUACUGGAGUCGAUGCGCCAGCACAACGGGACGCUCGAGAGCUUCCUCCGCUCCAUCCCGCGGCCGCGCUUGCACUCCCUUGUCAUCGACCUGUUCUGCACCCACGCCAUCGACGUGGCCACCAAGGUCGGCGUCCCCGUCUACAAGUCCUUCGCCUCGGGCGCCGGGACUCUGGCCGUCUUCACCCAGCUGCCGGCGCUGCUCGCCGGCAGGCGAACGGGCUUGAAGGAACUCGGGGACGCGCCCCUCGAGUUCCUUGGCGUCCCGCCCAUGCCGGCGUCCCACCUCGGCAAGCCGCUGCUGGAGCAUCCGGAGGAGGAGCUGUGCGGGGCCACGAUGAAGAUCUUGAGGCGCAACGCGAGCACGCGGGGCGUUCUGGUCAACACGUUCGAGUCGUUGGAGAGCCGGGCCCUGCGGGCGCUCAGGGAUCCCCGGUGCGUUCCCGGCCAGGAUCUGCAUCCGGUUUACGCCAUCGGGCCGUUGAUCGGCAAGGCCGGGACGGGCGGAGAGGGGCACGAGUGCCUCGCGUGGCUCGACGCGCAGCCACAGCGCAGCGUCGUGUUCCUCUGCUGGGGGAGCAAGGGCGCGCUACCCAAGCAGCAGCUCGAGGAGAUCGCCGGCGGCCUCGAGAGCUCAGGGCACCGGUUCCUUUGGGUCGUGCGCACGCCGGCGGGCAGCGACGACCACAAAACAUAUUGGGAGCGGCGAGGCGAGGCGGACCUGGACGCGCUCCUGCCGGAGGGGUUCUUGGAGCGGACCAAGGACCGUGGCCUCGUUAUCAAGACAUGGGCGCCGCAGGUCGAUGUGCUCAACCACCCAGCAACAGGCGCGUUCGUGACCCACUGCGGGUGGAACUCGACGCUGGAGGCCGUCGCGGCGGGGGUGCCGAUGCUGUGCUGGCCGCUGGCCGCAGCGGAGCAGAAGAUGAACAAGGUCUUCGUGACCGACGAGAUGGGGAUCGGGGUGGAGAUGGAGGGGUACAGGGAAGGUUUCAUCAAGGCCGAGGAGAUAGAGGCGAAGCUGAGGCUGGUGUUGGAGUGCGAGGAAGGGAGGAAGCUUAGGGAACGAGCGAUGGAGCUGAAGAAAGAAGCAGAGGAAGCGGUGCAGGACGGUGGGUCGUCAGGAGCGGCAUUUCUCCAAUUCUUGUCUGAUGUUAAGAACCUUCGAGAGUAGCUUCGGCCCUUCGGGGGAGACGGAUUUGCAAACCCUCCCAACUUUUUUUGUAUCAAUCCUCGUGUACUCUAUCAGUCUCUAUCUGUUUCAUUGCCCAAGGAAGAAGCAGCUUGAAUGAAAGGGACGAUGGCCAGCGGUGUAGGACUUGAUACUGCUACCGAAGCAUAUUAAGGCCUCGUUUCGUUUUUUCCAGUUUAAAUCAUAAAUCC